Colius striatus (speckled mousebird) is the source of this 2073-nucleotide messenger RNA. RefSeq names its product chloride voltage-gated channel Ka (gene CLCNKA). The record is from RefSeq and is a predicted model, not a curated record. Gene Ontology annotation, molecular function: voltage-gated chloride channel activity. Bases 1 to 2073 code for a protein of 690 amino acids. NCBI's taxonomy places the organism in Eukaryota, Metazoa, Chordata, Aves, Coliiformes, Coliidae. The transcript has 19 exons. Gene Ontology annotation, biological process: chloride transport; transmembrane transport. Gene Ontology annotation, cellular component: membrane.
AUGGAGGAGCCCGGCGCCGGGGGGCUGCGGGGGGACAAGGAGGAGCAGAGGGUGUUGGUGUCAGAGCAGAGCUGGAGACCCUGCCCCGAAAGCCGGCGGAGGGUCCGAGGGUGCCUGGGGUGGGUGAAGAGGCAGCUGUUCCGUGUCGGGGAGGAUUGGUAUUUCCUCUUUGUCCUGGGUGUCCUCAUGGCCACCGUCAGCUUCGUCAUGGACAUCAUCGUCUUCAGGCUCUACAACGCCCACAGGUGGCUUUACCAAGAGGUUGGGGACUACCUGGUGCUCAAGUACCUCUCGUGGACCAUGUACCCCAUAGCACUGACAGCCUUCUCCACCGGCUUCUCCCAGAGCAUCACCCCCUUCUCAGGAGGCUCUGGCAUCCCAGAGCUGAAGGUCAUCCUGACGGGCGUGAUGCUGGAAGACUACCUGGCCAUCCACAACUUCGGAGCCAAGGUGGUGGGCUUGACCUGCACCCUGGCCAGUGGCAGCACCGUUUUCCUUGGCAAAUUGGGUCCCUUCGUCCACCUCUCCUCCAUGGCUGCAGCGUACCUGGGGAAGAUGAGGACCUCAGUGAUGAGGGAUUACGAGAACAAGUUCAAGCAGCACGAGAUGCUGGUGGCAGCACAAGCCGUUGGGGUGGCCACUGUUUUCGGGGCACCCAUCAGCGGGGUGCUUCUCAGCGUGGAGGUGAUGUCCUCCCACUUUGCUGUCAGGGAUUACUGGAGGGGCUUUUUUGCUGCUACCUCCGGCGCCUUCAUGUUUCGCCUCCUCGCUGUCUUCAACAGCGAGCAAGAAUCCAUCGCUGCCAUUUUUAAGAGCGACCUCAAGAUCGAUUUCCCUUUUGACCUCAAGGAGACCUUUUUCUUUGCAAUCUUGGGGGUCAUCUGUGGGCUCGUGGCCUGUGCCUACCUCUUCUGCCAGCGCUGGCUGCUGGCCGCCGUCGGCAAGAACCGCUUCAGUGCCAAGCUGCUGGCCACCGACAAGCCCAUCUACACGGCGCUGGUGGUUCUGCUCCUCGCCUCCAUCACCUUCCCCCCAGGGCUGGGCCAGCUGAUGGCCUCCAAGCUCACCAUGAAGGAAUACCUCACCUCCUUCUUCGACAACCGCACCUGGGCAGUGCUGGCCCGCAACGUCUCCCGUGAGGCCAGCGGUGCGGACGUGGACCCUCAGGAGCUCUGGAGGGAGUGGUGCCACCCUUCCACCACCAUCUUUGGCACCUUGGUCUUCUUCUUGCUGAUGAAGUUCUGGAUGCUGAUCCUGGCCACCACCCUGCCCUUGCCUGCUGGCUACUUCAUGCCUAUCUUUGUAUAUGGAGCUGCCAUCGGGCGCUUGGUGGGGGAGGUGCUGGCUCUGCUCUUCCCCCAUGGCCUCCGCUCCCAGGGGCAGCUGCAGCCCAUCAGCCCUGGUGGCUACGCGCUGGCUGGCGCAGCCGCCUUCUCGGGCUCAGUGACCCACUCCAUCUCCACGGCUUUACUGGUGUGUGAGGCCACUGGGCACCUGAGCUACAUCCUGCCCAUCGUCCUGACGGUGCUGGUGGCCAAUGCCAUUGUCCAGAAGCACCAACCUUCCUUCUACGAUGGCACCAUCAUUGUCAAGAAGCUGCCCUACCUCCCCCGCAUCCGCAGCCGCCACCUGGCCUCUUACCAAGUGGUGGUGGAGGAGUUCAUGGAGAGCCAGGUGGUGGCUUUGCCCAAAGGUGGUGGCUUUGAGGAGGUGCUGGUGGCCCUGGACGCCUCUGCUGAUGCUGAGUACCCCGUGGUGGAGAGUGCAGAGUCACCCACACUGGUGGGCACCGUCAGCAGAGCCCAGCUGAUAAGCUUCCUCCAGAGCCACAAGCAUCCUCAGGCACCCCCAGGGGAGAAGCUGGCUGCUGCUGGGACAGUUGGGGACAACUGCACCAUUGAGCCCAUCAUGCUCCAACUCUCGCCAUGGACCUCCCUGCACCAGACCCAUCACCUGUUUGAGCUGCUGAAGCUGCAGCGCAUCUUCGUCACCCGCUCCGGGGAGCUGGUGGGAGCCGUCAGCAGGGUGGAGCUGCGGAGAGCCAUCGAGGAUCUGGCCAACCCCAAGGGCUGA